UAGACACGUGCUGAGCAUGCAGUCCAUCUGGGAUUGAGCUCCAGUAGUGCAACCAUGCCAAGGCCGUUCCCACCUCCCCUUCUUCCCCUUUCAGACAAAUUUGCAGAAGCCACACCUUUCUGCGCAAAAAAGAAACCUCGCCUUUCCCUUCUCCUCUGCUGCCUCCCCGUCUCCUUUCGGAAACCCUAACGAGUGAAUACUACGUCUGAGAAGAGUUUGACGAAGCUCUGACUCGUUUGGUGGAGUUCAGAGCAAGAUCAUCUGAGUUUUCCGAAGGCCUAAAAAUGGAGUGAUCUUCCCGUCCGUCUCCCCCUGACUUUGAAGCUCCCGCUAGAUCCAGCACAUUCUCUGCUCAAAACACGAUCUUUCCGGCCUUUUUGCUCCCAAAAUCCUAUCUUUGUGGGGUUUUGGCUCCGAAGAUUUGAUCUUUUUGCGUUGCGAGAUAGGUAGCCAUUAAAGGUCGUGCUUUUGGGGGGAGGGUUCUUGUUUUCGGAUGUCGCUUCCACUGCCGCAGCAGCAGCAGUUUCCGCCACCGGCGGCGGCGUACCCAGCGCCGUACCGAUCCCACGGUGGCUCCGUCGGGCCGGUGAUAGCCGUCCUAGCCUUGAUCGCAGUGCUGGGUGUGAUUGCCGGGAUCGUCGGUCGACUCUGCUCCGGCCGGACCAUAAUGGGUCACGGCCACUACGACCUCGAAGGGUGGGUCGAGCGGAAGUGCGCUUCUUGCAUCGACGGGAAAAUAGAGGCGCCACCGCCGCUGCGAACGACCACCAAUGGGCCCGGGAGUGCGCACCCGCUCGAGGCGCCUCAGCAAAUGAAACGGCCGGAGCCCCCGCCGGAGGUGGUUGAGUCGUGAUCGACGACGUACAGCUAGUGGCGCUUUGUGUCUCAAAAUCGUCUUAAAAUUUCUGCGUCUCUUGUUCCUUCAUUUCUUUGAUGUUUUUUCUAUGUCGCGGUGGAACUCAAAAUUUCCAUUGAAGAAAAAGAUUCAAGCUUUUGGAUUGGAUAUUUA
This is a messenger RNA of Zingiber officinale, 1009 nucleotides long. RefSeq lists its product as uncharacterized. Lineage: Eukaryota; Viridiplantae; Streptophyta; Magnoliopsida; Zingiberales; Zingiberaceae. The record is from RefSeq and is a predicted model, not a curated record. The transcript has a single exon. Bases 494 to 853 code for a protein of 119 amino acids.